Molecule: messenger RNA, 1122 nt
Organism: Gavia stellata (red-throated loon)
Lineage: Eukaryota; Metazoa; Chordata; Aves; Gaviiformes; Gaviidae
Gene: CFD
Product: complement factor D
Exons: 5
Coding region: 37-834 (265 amino acids)
Biological process (GO): proteolysis
Molecular function (GO): serine-type endopeptidase activity
Source: RefSeq, a predicted model, not a curated record
GCUGGGGCAGAGGCACCGCUGGGCUCCACCGCAGCCAUGGGGCCGAGUCCCGCUCCCGUCCUCGUCCUUGCUCUGCUGCUGCUGCUGGGGGCCAUGGUGAAUGGGCAGCCCCGGGGACGGAUCCUGGGGGGCUACGAGGCCAAGCCCCACCUGAAGCCGUACAUGGCCUCACUGCAGCUGGACGGGCAGCACGUCUGCGGGGGCUUCCUCAUCUCCGAGCAGUGGGUGCUGAGCGCUGCCCACUGCACCGAGGAGACGGACGGCAAAGUCUUCCAGAUCCUCCUGGGUGCCCACUCACUGACAGAGCCGGAGCCCCACAAACGCCUGUACCGGGUGCGCGCCCAGAUCCCCCACCCCGGCAGCAACAUCCACAACAACAAGGACGACCUCCUCCUCCUCCAGCUGGAGGAGAAAGCGGAGCUGAAUGCGCACGUGCGGGUGCUGCCGUUCCAGCGGGAGGACAGGGACGUGGCGGCCGACACGGUGUGCGAGGUGGCGGGCUGGGGCACCAUCAGCCACAGCGGCGGCCAGCCGGAUAAGCUCUACCAGGUGGAGCGGCCGGUGAUCAGCCGCGACGUCUGCAACCACCGCACCCGCCACGACCACACCAUCACCGAGAAGAUGAUGUGCACUGACUCCCGCAGGAAAGACACCUGCAAGGGAGACUCCGGCGGCCCCCUGGUCUGCAGGGGGGUGGCUGAGGGGGUGGUCACGGCUGGCUCCCGCGUCUGCGGCAACUACAAGAAACCCGCCAUCUACACCCGCAUCGCCCCGUACGCGGCCUGGAUCGACAGCGUCAUGGCCUCGGCGGACGGGGAGGGAGACGCUCGCUGAGCCGUACCCAGGGACCCGGCUCCACACCACGGCUUGCUGUUGCCGGCAUGGCCAGAGCACCCACACUGCUCCCGGAGCAUCCCCCCGCGCCAGGAGGAGGCCUGGGCCGGGGACCUGCAAGAAACCAGGGGAAGGGGGUCUCCGGCCCCCUGCUUGCAAAGCAUAGGGCCCAGCUGGGGGAGGGUGGGGGGGUCACAGCCCCCGGUGCUGGCACAACCCACAGGCUUUGCUGAACGCGCCCGAACGCCAACCAUGACCCGCCGCAAUAAAGCGAUGAUGAUUCCUGCA